Pseudopodoces humilis (Tibetan ground-tit) is the source of this 776-nucleotide messenger RNA. NCBI's taxonomy places the organism in Eukaryota, Metazoa, Chordata, Aves, Passeriformes, Paridae. The record is from RefSeq and is a predicted model, not a curated record.
GAAGCGGCCGGGCCGGGCGGGUGGCGGAGGGUCGCGGCGGCCGCGCCAUGGUGGAUUACAGCGUGUGGGACCACAUCGAGGUCUCGGACGACGAGGACGAGACUCACCCCAACAUCGACACCGCCAGUCUCUUCCGAUGGCGGCACCAGGCCCGAGUGGAGAGGAUGGAGCAGUUCCAGAAGGAAAAGGAGGAGUUGGAUAAAGGCUGCAGGGAAUGCAAGAGGAAAAUCGCCGAGUGCCAGAAGAAAAUGAAGGAGUUGGAAUUGGCCGAGCCGGAGAGCGGGAAGGGGGAGCUGGAAAAGCUCCAGGCCGAGGCUCAGCAGCUGAAAAAUGAGGAGAAAAGUUGGGAGAAUAAAUUGGAGGAGCUGAGGAAGAAGGAGAAGAACAUGCCCUGGAAUGUGGAUACGCUCAGCAAGGAUGGUUUUAGUAAGAGCGUUUUCAACGUGAAACCCGAGGAGAAGGAGGAGACGGAGGAGCAGAAGGAGAAGAAACACAAAAGUUUUGUGGAGAGAUACGAAAAGCAAAUUAAACAUUUCGGGAUGUUGAGGCGUUGGGACGACAGCCAGAAACUGCUGUCGGAUAAUCCUCACCUGGUGUGCGAGGAGACAGCCAAUUACCUGGUGAUCUGGUGCAUCGACCUGGAGGUGGAGGAGAAACACGCGCUGAUGGAGCAGGUGGCUCACCAGACCAUCGUCAUGCAAUUCAUCCUGGAGCUGGCCAAGAGCCUCAAGGUGGAUCCCAGGGCUUGUUUCCGGCAGUUUUUCACCAAAAUUAAG